Molecule: messenger RNA, 1041 nt
Organism: Knipowitschia caucasica
Lineage: Eukaryota; Metazoa; Chordata; Actinopteri; Gobiiformes; Gobiidae
Source: the annotation of a GenBank genome assembly
AUGGCAGAAGCUGGAGCCCACCUCACCAGCUCUGCGGCCCUGGAGCAGCCUUCCAUCUUUGAGGUUCUGGCACAAGAAUCUCUGAUGGAGGCAGUGAAACCUGCUCUGAGGCACGCAGUCAAGAUCUUGGCUGAAUCAAAUCCGUCGCGUUAUGGUUUCCUGUGGCGCUGCUUUGAUGAGCUCUACCUGAUGCUGGACGUCCUGCUGCAGAAACACUUCCUGUCCCACUGCAGUGCCUCCUUCUCAGAGAACUUCUACGGCCUCAAACGGGUUGGUGGAGGUCAGCAGGGACUGGCUCUCAAAAGCAGGUCCUAUUGGUGGUCCCUCCUCCUGCUGUGCCUCGUGCCGUAUCUGCGAGCCAAACUGGAGGCAGUGUUGGCCAAGCAGCGAGACGAGGAGGACUUCUCCAUCCGCCUGGGCCAGAGCCGCCUACAGAGGAUGUACCGGGCUGCAGUCGCCGCGUUCCCCUACGUGAGCUCGGCUGGACAGGCUCUGGUCUUCUGUCAGCAGCUGCUCUUUGUGUUCGGAGUGGCCAAGACUCACAGUCCUCUGCUGUGGCUCGCCCAGGUCCGACUGGCCCGACUCAGCGCACAGGACAUCAGGCACAUGCAGCUGCGCGAGGGGAGCGAGCCUGAGCCAACAGGAGGGAGAACAUGGCAGUUCCUCUCCAAGGCCACUAGAGGGAUCGCCGUGUCCCUGUCUACCUCCCUGUCCCUGGGUGUCUUCUUCUUGCAGUUCUUGGAGUGGUGGUACUCCUCUGAGAACCAGGACACAGUGAAGACCCUCACGUCCCUGCCUGCCCCUCCACCCCCCCUCCACCUGCGUCCGCCCAAUCAGAGCUCAGCAGAAUGCCAGCGAUACUACCAAACGUGUCCGCUGUGCCACAAGCCACGUUCCAACGCCACAGUCCUGUCCACGUCCGGGUUUGUGUUCUGUUACCGCUGCGUGUACACGUAUGUGAAGGCCCAGCGUCGCUGCCCUGUCACUGGGUUUCCCAGUGAACUGCAGCAGCUCAUAAAGAUCUACUCUCCAGAGAGCUAA